Knipowitschia caucasica is the source of this 483-nucleotide messenger RNA. The record is from the annotation of a GenBank genome assembly. Lineage: Eukaryota; Metazoa; Chordata; Actinopteri; Gobiiformes; Gobiidae.
AUGCUGCAGAUCGAGUCAGAGCCCUUGCUGCGCUCCAGCUUGUCUCGUCUGUCGUACGCUUCCUUCUCUCGGCUCCUGGACGUUGUGAGCAGUGACCCCUGUGUGUGUGAGACCCCCGUCCCGGUCCCCAGCCCCACCCUGCAGCGCAUCGCUGUCUCCAUGGAGGUGUCCCGCCGCAUCGUCACGGCAACCGGGGCCCAGCGCAUGCAGGGAUUCGCCGAGCGCUACAUGGAGAACUUUGCCCCCUGGGUCAAACGCCAGGGUGGAUGGAAGAGCGUGGAUCGUCCGGAGGGUCCUGUCCCGCAGCCUCCUGUCCCGCAGCCUCCCCCAAAACCCGUCCAGCGUCUCCCACAGAAGCCAACACUGGUACAAGGAUUGGGAGUGGCCGCGACCACAGCGAGCUUUCAGACGGUUCUCCCCAACGGGACUCUCUGCUCCAUGUCUGGGUCCGGUCUACCACAGUCCAAGUCUGUCCCUGGGUAA